GAAUUGGCCUUCUCCUCUGCGAGUGUGUGUGAAGGAGAAGAUGGAUAGAGGGGAUGAGAAGCCAACUCUGAGGUCUCCUCUGAUCCAAAGCUGUGGAGAAGAUGGUGGAGAGAGAAGCAAAGGGAAGGUUUUUCAGAGAGAUAAGGUAGUAGAAGAAGUGAAGAAGCAGCUGUGGUUGGCAGGACCUUUGAUAUCUGUCAGCCUUUUGCAGUAUUGUUUGCAGCUGAUAUCUGUGAUGUUUGUGGGUCAUCUGGGUGAGUUAGCUCUCUCUGGUGCUUCAAUGGCUACUUCCUUUGCUUCUGUCACUGGGUCCAGCUUGUUGGUGAGUUGGGUUUCUUUUCUCUCGCUUGUUUUCUCUGUAAUAUAGAAAUCUAUGAGCGUGGAGGGUGGAUAUACAUCUCGAACUUGGUGGGACUGUUGUGCUAUUCAAUUUAUGUGAUUUGCCUUUCGUUUAGGGAAUGUUGUAUAGUUUUGAGUAAUGGGUAUAAUGAUUUCUUGUCUGUGUUUUGUGCACAGGACGAGUGGUAAACUUGGUUACUUCAGUAAGGACAGAUGGGGAUGGCAAGUGCAUUGGAUACCUUAUGUGGGCAGUCCUAUGGAGCAAAGCAGUAUCAUAUGCUCAGUAUACACAUGCAGAGGGCCAUGCUUAUUCUUCUAAUUGUUAGCAUACCUCUUGCUACCAUUUGGGCAUAUACAGGAACCAUUCUAAUGGCCGUGGGCCAAGAUCCUGAGAUAUCACAAGAAGCCGAACUUUAUGCCCGUUUCAUGAUCCCGAGCCUCUUUGCCUAUGGCCUCCUUCAGUGCCUUGUCAGAUUCUUGCAAACCCAAAACAUAGUCUUCCCAAUGAUGCUAAGCUCUGGAAUCACAACCUUACUGCAUGUUCUGGUGUGCUGGUUUCUGGUUUUCAAAUCUGGCCUUGGAAGUAAAGGGGCUGCUUUGGCAAAUAGCAUCUCCUGUUGGAUCAAUGUUUUAUUGUUGGCACUAUAUGUUAAAUUCUCUUCUUCUUGCUCGAAAACUAGGACUGGAUUUUCAAAGGAGGCCCUGCAUAAUAUCCCGAGUUUUCUUAGACUUGCUAUUCCUUCUGCUGUUAUGGUCUGCUUGGAAAUGUGGUCAUUUGAGCUGAUGGUUCUUCUAUCUGGUCUCCUUCCUAAUCCAAAGUUACAGACUUCAGUGCUUUCGAUCUGCCUUAAUACUGCUGCAACAGUUUGGAUGAUCCCCUUUGGACUCAGUGGAGCUGUGAGCACAAGGGUCUCAAAUGAACUUGGGGCAGGGCAUCCACAAGCUGCACGUUUAGCAGUAUUUGUCGUCUUAGUCAUGGCCAUAGCUGAAGGCACUCUCCUUGGACUACUUCUGAUAUUGAUAAGGAACAUCUGGGGCUAUGCCUACAGCAAUGAAAUAGAAGUGGUCAAAUAUGUAGCAGCCAUGAUGCCAAUUGUUGCAUUAUCCAACUUCCUAGAUGGAAUGCAGUGUGUCCUUUCAGGCACUGCUAGAGGAUGCGGUUGGCAGAAGAUUGGUGCCUUUGUCAAUCUAGGAUCAUAUUAUCUUGUGGGAAUUCCGUGUGCUAUUUUAUUAGCUUUUGUCUUCCACAUUGGAGGCAGGGGCCUCUGGUUGGGGAUUAUAUGUGCGCUCAUUGUUCAAGUUUUGUCCCUUCUUAUCGUAACUCUACGCACUAACUGGGAGGAUGAAGCAAAGAAGGCUACAGAUAGAGUCUAUGAUGCUAUAAUCCCUAUUGAGACAGGGUCAUUGAGCUGAAGUAUAGAUUACAGAAGAGAAACCUUCUGAGUAAAGGCAGAAGAACGGUGCACUAAAAACUUGACAAAGUUUUGGUUCCUAACUCUCGGAAAGUCGAUCUGCUUACAAGUAGAACAAGUUAUGCAGUCCUCUCCAUUCAUCAUUGCAUUGGGUGCUGGGUGAAAGAUUCAAGGGGGUUCCUUGCUUUGUUACAAUGCCAUUCUGAAGUUAAUUCUCAGGGUUUUGAUGUAUCUGGUAUUUCUAGGUGUGGGUUUAUUACAAAUAAAGUGAGAAAAUAUUCUGGUUGUUCUGUACCAGACAACUGGAGCUUUUUAGCUCUCCAGGUUAAGGACAAAUUAAACUGAAUCCUGUUUAGCUCAAUAAUUCAACCUGUUCUUUGUCCCUCA
This is a messenger RNA of Vitis vinifera (wine grape), 2138 nucleotides long. Its product is annotated as protein DETOXIFICATION 16. The transcript is spliced from 8 exons. Lineage: Eukaryota; Viridiplantae; Streptophyta; Magnoliopsida; Vitales; Vitaceae. The coding region runs from base 553 to 1752 and encodes 399 amino acids. Gene Ontology annotation, molecular function: antiporter activity; xenobiotic transmembrane transporter activity. Gene Ontology annotation, cellular component: membrane. Gene Ontology annotation, biological process: xenobiotic detoxification by transmembrane export across the plasma membrane. The record is from RefSeq and is a predicted model, not a curated record.